Messenger RNA from Lathyrus sativus (Indian pea), 573 nucleotides. The record is from the annotation of a GenBank genome assembly. NCBI's taxonomy places the organism in Eukaryota, Viridiplantae, Streptophyta, Magnoliopsida, Fabales, Fabaceae.
AUGCUUGAAAAAAGAAAAAAUAUCUCAAGGUUUUUUAUAGCAAGGUUAUCAGGUGACAUGAUUUAUGAAGCAAGACAUACAAGUUUGAUUGGAGAAAAAUUCACAAUUGAUCUCAAGAGGUUGAAGUGCUCUUGCAGGAGUUGGAUGCUCACUGGCAUUUCAUGCUACCAUGCAAUUUCUUGCAUUCAAAAUAGAUCUCAAGACCCAGAUGAGCACAUUCCUCCAUGUUAUAGGAAAGAGACUUACCAGGCUUGCUAUAAACCAUUCAUAUAUCCAACAAAUGGAGAAAUCUUAUGGGAACUGACACAAUAUCCUGACAUACUUCCACCACAUUCUAGAAGAGCACCAGAGAGGCAAAAAAGAAGAAGAAAUAAGGAUGCUGAUGAAAAGAGAAAGGAUUCAACAAAUUUCUCAAGAAAUGGGUUGCCAAAUAAAUGUUCAAUAUGUGGUAUUUCUAGCUACAACAAAUCAUCAUGUCCUACAAAACCAAGAGAAGCCCAAAAUGCUACCACUGUCCAAUCACAAACUGUAACAAAUGUCCAACCCCAAACUACCAAUACUGAUCAAUCAUAA